ACUACAAGUGUGUGAAAUUUUUUUUUGGAUCGGGCCACCCAUUUGGACGGAAUAGCCCGAAAUAGUUGUGAGCGGUACUAAACCCCACCCGUAUUUUGUUCCCACCAUGAAUGCGAAAGCUGUGCGAGAUGCAAUAAUGAGCGAACGAGUAGUGCUGAAUGGCUCCGCGCCCACCCCAACCAGGCAGGAACAACAUCGCGCUGUUGGAUCCCUAGUGGUACUUACACAGAAAUUCGUGCGUUUGAUGAAGCAAAACCAUGGACGAAUUGAUCUCAAAGAGGCAACUGAGCUUUUGGAUGUGCAAAAACGUAGAAUCUACGACAUAACAAACGUUUUGGAAGGCGUGGGCUUGAUUGAAAAGACACGGCACAGCAGUACAGUGCGAUGGUGCGGCGCAUUAAACACAAGUACAGGUCGGGAAAGUCUGCGAGCGGCGCAUGCGCGAGCCAGACAUUUGAAAGCGCUCGAAGCCGAUGUAGAUCUGCAAUUAGAAUAUGCUCGUCGCAAUUUGAAGUAUGUUAAAAAUGAUGCGGUUAACAAGUCGUACGCAUAUGUGACGCGCGAUGACUUGCUUUCCACUUACGGAGAUAAUGUAGUUCUUGUAAUACCUAACCAUGAUGAGGAGGUCAAAAUAGAGCCUGGACGCAAAUCUUUGUAUGUAUCGCUGGACAAUGGCGGCAAAGUUGACGUGUGGCUGGUAACGCAACAAGGUACUUGCAUAGCGCCUAAACCAGAAACUGCGCCAUUAAUCUCCCGCUUAGAAACACCUUCACCCUCUUCAUCGAAUGGCUCACGAACGAGCUCAUCCACUAAGCCAACUCUAGUCACUGAUGAGCAUACGUACUUUUGUAAUCCUGACCAAAAGAAAGAACAGGAUGAGUUAGAAAAUCAACUCGCGGUUCGUAUAAUUUUUAAAAAUUCAUUGUCCAAACACUCAUUGCGCCGAUUUUUUCCGGAUGAUCCAAAUUUAGGUGCGAAGCAAAAAAUUCUUAUCA
Molecule: messenger RNA, 995 nt
Organism: Rhagoletis pomonella (apple maggot)
Lineage: Eukaryota; Metazoa; Arthropoda; Insecta; Diptera; Tephritidae
Product: transcription factor E2F2-like
Exons: 4
Biological process (GO): regulation of transcription by RNA polymerase II
Cellular component (GO): RNA polymerase II transcription regulator complex
Molecular function (GO): DNA-binding transcription factor activity, RNA polymerase II-specific; RNA polymerase II cis-regulatory region sequence-specific DNA binding
Source: RefSeq, a predicted model, not a curated record